GGGGGCCCGCAGGCACCGCUCGGCGCCCCGGAGGCCACCUGCGUGCUAGAGGCAAACUUUUGUCUCCCUCGGGCUGCCACCCAGGACUAUGCGUGGCUAGGAUGGAGACGUCCGCCUCAGCCACGGCCACGGACAAGAAAGAAGCCAAAAGUGGGAUCCUGGAGGGCGUCGCUUUCCCCGACCCCGGCAGGAAGGCCUCGGCCCUCACAGUGGCCACGGCGGCGGCCGCGGUAGCCACCCAAGGAGUGCCGACACAUCUCCUGCCACCGUUCCACGCCCCCUUCCCGAUUGACAUGCGACACCAGGAGGGAAGGUACCAUUACGAGCCUCACCCUGUCCACGGUGUGCACGGGCCUCCCGCCCUGAGUGGCAGCCCGGUCAUCUCGGAUAUCUCAUUGAUCCGACUUUCCCCGCACCCUGCCGGCCCUGGGGAGUCCCCCUUCAACGCCCCACACCCGUACGUGAGCUCCCACAUGGAGCAGUACCUCUGCGCUGUGCACGGCAGCCCCACGCACCCCGCCAUCUCUGCGGCCAGGGGCCUCAGCCCUGCGGACGUGGCCCACGAGCACCUAAAGGAGAGGGGGCUGUUUGGCCUCCCCCCUCCAGGCACCAACCCCUCAGACUAUUACCACCAGAUGACCCUCAUGGCAGGCCACCCCACGCCAUAUGGAGACCUGCUGAUGCAGAGCGGGGGUGCGGCCGGUGCCCCCCAUCUCCAUGACUACCUCAAUCCAGUGGAUGUGUCGCGUUUCUCCAGCCCCCGGGUGACGCCCCGCCUGAGCCGCAAGCGGGCGCUGUCCAUCUCCCCGCUCUCGGACGCCAGCCUCGACCUGCAGCGCAUGAUCCGGACCUCUCCCAACUCGCUGGUGGCCUACAUCAACAACUCGAGAAGCAGCUCGGCUGCCAGCGGCUCCUAUGGGCACCUGUCGGCGGGCACUCUCAGCCCGGCCUUCACCUUCCCCCACCCCAUCAACCCCGUGGCCUACCAGCAGAUCCUGAGCCAGCAGCGGGGCCUGGGCUCGGCCUUCGGGCACACGCCGCCCCUGAUCCAGCCCUCUCCCACCUUCCUGGCCCAGCAGCCCAUGGCCUUCACCUCCAUCAAUGCCACGUCCACGCAGCUCAGUAGCAGCAGCAACUGUCUGAGUGAUGCCAACCAGAACAAGCAGAGCAGCGAGUCGGCCGUGAGCAGCACCGUCAACCCCCUCGUCAUUCACAAGCGCAGCAAGGUCAAGACCGAGGCCGAGGGCCUGCGGCCCGCCUCCCCUCUGACCCUGACGCAGGAGCAGCUGGCUGACCUCAAGGAGGACCUGGACCGGGAUGAGUGUAAGCAAGAGGCUGAGGUGGUCGUCUACGAGACCAACUGCCACUGGGAGGACUGCACCAAGGAGUACGACAGCCAGGAGCAGCUGGUGCACCAUAUCAACAACGAGCACAUCCACGGGGAGAAGAAGGAGUUCGUGUGUCGCUGGCAGGCCUGCACGCGGGAGCAGAAGCCCUUCAAGGCGCAGUACAUGCUGGUGGUGCACAUGCGCAGACACACGGGCGAGAAGCCCCACAAGUGCACGUUUGAGGGCUGCUCGAAGGCCUACUCCCGCCUGGAGAACCUGAAGACGCACCUGCGCUCCCACACAGGGGAGAAGCCGUACGUGUGCGAGCAUGAGGGCUGCAACAAAGCCUUCUCGAAUGCCUCGGACCGCGCCAAGCACCAGAACCGCACCCAUUCCAACGAGAAACCCUACAUCUGCAAGAUCCCAGGCUGCACCAAGAGGUACACGGACCCCAGCUCCCUCCGGAAGCACGUGAAAACGGUCCACGGCCCAGAUGCUCACGUCACCAAGAAGCAGCGCAACGACGUGCACCUCCGCACCCCCCUGCUCAGGGAGAAUGGGGACAGCGAGGCCAGCGCCGAGCCUGGCCGGGGCUCCGAGGAGAGCGCCGAGGCCAGCAGCACCAGCCAGGCCGUGGAGGACUGCCUGCACGUCAAAGCCAUCAAGACCGAGCGCUCCGGGCUGUGUCAGUCCAGCCCCGGGGCCCAGUCUUCCUGCAGCAGCGAGCCCUCUCCCCUGGGCAGUGCCCCCAACAAUGACAGCGGCGUGGAGAUGCCGGGGACAGGGCCUGGGAGCCUGGCAGACCUGACGGCCCUGGAGGACCCGCCGCCGGGGGCCGACACCUCCGCCCUGGCCACCCCCUCUGCCGGUGGCCUGCAGCUGCGCAAACACAUGACCGCCGUGCACCGGUUCGAGCAGCUCAAGAGGGAGAAGCUCAAGUCGCUCAAGGAUUCCUGCUCAUGGGCCGGGCCGGCUCCACACACCCGGAACUCCAAGCUGCCCCCCCUGCCGGCAAGUGGCUCCGUGCUGGAAAACUUCAGAAGCGGCGGCGGGCCGGCCGGGCUGCUGCCCAACCCGCGGCUGUCCGAGCUGUCCGCCGGCGAGCUGACCGUGCUGAGCCACCUGCAGGAGCGCCGCGACAGCUCCGCCAGCACGGUCAGCUCGGCCUACACCGUGAGCCGCCGCUCCUCGGGCAUCUCCCCCUACUUCUCCAGCCGCCGCUCCAGCGAGGCCUCGCCCCUGGGCGCCGGCCGCGCACACCCCGCCAGCUCCGCCGACUCCUAUGACCCCAUCUCCACCGACGCGUCGCGGCGCUCCAGCGAGGCCAGCCAGUAUGGCGGCAGCAGUGGUGGCGGCCCGGGGCUGCUCCAGCUCACGCCCGCCCAGCAGUACAGCCUGCGGGCCAAGUACGCAGCGGCCACGGGCGGGCCGCCCCCCACCCCGCUGCCCGGCCUGGAGCGCGCUAGCCUGCGGACCCGGCUGGCGCUCCUGGAUGCGCCCGAGCGCGCACUGCCCGCCGCCUGCCCACACCCGAUCGGUCCUCGGCGGGGCAGCGACGGGCCGCACUACGGGCCAGCGGGGCCGGCGCCCUCCUUCCCCCACGAGGCGCCAGGAGGUGGGGCGCGGAGGGCCAGUGAUCCUGGGAGGCGACCCGACACCCUGGCGCCCCCGCGGGUGCAGCGCUUCCACAGCGCCCACGAUGUGACCCCAGACGCGCUGCCGCCGCCCUGCGCCCAGGGCCGAGGCCUCCGUCUGCAGAGCCACGCGAGCGCCGACGGCGGCCUGGCCCGCGGCCCCUACUCACCCCGGCCGCCCAGUAUCAGCGAGAACGCAGUGAUGGAGGCCUUGGCGGUGGGGGCGGACGGCGUGGGCCCCGAGGUCAACCUCGGGCUGCCGGAGGACGACCUUGUGCUGCCCGACGACGUGGUGCAGUACAUCAAGGCGCGUGCCGGUGGCGCCUUGGAGGACAGCGCCCCGAAGGUGUACCUGCCAGAGAGCACCUGCUUCUCCGAGAACCCCAAACUGCCCAGCCCCGGGCUGCACGGCCGGCACACGAUAGCGGCUGCAGACUCCAACGUGGGCCCCUCUGCCCCUGUGCUGGGAGGCUGCCCACUGGGUUACGGGGCCCCCUCCAGCCUGAACAAAAACAGCAUGCCUGUGCAGUGGAACGAGGUGAGCUCCGGCACCGUGGACGCCCUGGCCAGCCAGGGGAAGCCUCCGCCCUUCCCACAGGGCAACCUGGCAGUGGUGCCGCAGAAGCCAGUCUUCAGCCAGUACCCAGGCUACAGUCAGCAGGGCCUGCAGCUGAGCCCCGGGGUCCUGGAUAGCUCGCAGCCGCACCUGCAGCCCUGCGGUGGAGCGCCCUCCGCGCCCAGGGUAAAUUACAUGCAGCAGCUGCGGCAGCCAGGGGCAGGUGGCCAGUGUUCUAGCAUGACAGCUGCCGUCAGCGCCCACCCCGGCUACGGCCAAGCUCAUCCCCAGCUGAGCCCCCUGGGUGGGGCCCCACACCAGUUUCCCCGAUCCUGCAGCAACAUGGCGGCCAAGCCAGGCCACCUGGGGCUCCCCCAGCAAAUGGAAGUUGCUCCUGACCCCACCAUGAUGGGCAGCAGCCACAGGGAACUGGACGUCCCCAGUUCCAGCCUGGCUAGAAUGCCACCACCUCACCCAGCCCAGAGCUACCCACAGCAGAGCCAUCACCUAGCCACAGCCAUGAGCCAGGAGGGCUACUGCCAAGGCCCCAGCCUUGUGCCUUCCCACCAGCCUGGCUUCGUGGAGCCUCAGCAGGGCCCGACGGGGGCGGCCGGAUCGAGCUUCGGCCUGGUGCAACCCCGGCCACCCGCAGAGCCCAGCCCAGCUGGCCGCCGCCGUGGGGUGCGUGUGGGGCAGCAGCUGGCCUACGCCAGGGCCGCUGGCCACGCCAUGGCUGCUCUGUCGGCCGACCAGGAGAUGACAGAGUCUGUGCCCAAGGGGACAAUGGGCGGUGUGUUGGCCCUGACUCCCCAGGCACCCCCCCAGGAUGCGGGCGGGGCCCAGGACCGCAGCAUGCUUUACUAUUACGGCCAGAUCCACAUGUACGAGCAGAACGGAGGCCUGGAGAACCAGGCCGGCUACCAGGCCAUGCGACCCCAGCCACCGCAGCCCCAGGCCUUGCCCUCACCAGGGCUUAACCAGGUGUCCAGCACUGUGGACUCCCAGCUACUCGAGGCCCCCCAGAUUGAUUUUGAUGCCAUCAUGGAUGACGGCGAUCACUCCAGCUUGCUCUCGGGGGCCCUGAGCCCCAGUCUCCUCCAUGGCUUCUCCCAGAGCUCCUCCCGCCUAACCACCCCGCGCAACUCCCUGACUCUGCCCUCCAUCCCCGCGGGCAUCAGCAACAUGGCCGUCGGGGACAUGAGCUCCCUGCUCACCAGCCUGGCCGAGGAGAGCAAGUUCCUCAACAUGAUGACCUAAGGCUCCGGCCCCUGGCGCUGAGCGGACCCCGAGGGACCAGCGCUUCCCAGAGCGCGGGGCUUUCGUCCGUUUCAUCUUUUUCCCCAAAAAGUAUUAAAUAGGUCUGAGGGAGUUUGGCCAGUGGCUGGUUCAGACCACAGAGGCUUUAAGGGCAGGUUUAUGUGCAUCCUGUCUGGUCUUCUUUUAGAUUAUCUGUCGGAACUCAGAAAAAAGUCUCAACAGAAAAGGCAAGGCAGGAAUGCAAAACUCGUUUACACAGCACUUUGCAGCCUUUGGUGUUUAUAGGACCACUCUGUUCUGGCUUUGUCACCUCUGUCAUCUGGCUAAUGAAGGAUUACGUUGGCCCAGGGCUUUCCAAGCACACGUGGAAAGAGGCGAGAGGAACCACAUUUGGGUUUGAAUCUGAAAGCCAUACUAGGUAUUCUAAUCCAGGAAGAUAAGUUUCUUGUUCCAGUGCAUGCAAAGUAAAGGAAUUCAUGGCCCACCGGAAUUCUUCCAUGAAGCUUAAUUCUUGAGGCCUCUAACAUCCCUUGCCAUGGAGUGGAAAAAAAUUUUUACCUGGAUGAUUUGGAAGCACAUCCUGAUUCCGGGUUUGGUAGAGCAGGCAUCUCUACCCCGCAAAGCCAAGUUUACAGCUGGCCGACUGUCCAAGUGUAUAUGGAUGAAUAAAGUAUGGAAGUAUCGCCCAAAAAAAGGAAAGAAAACAGUGUAAUACUCAGGGCAAGCCCAGAAGCUACCCUGGCCUCUCCAGACCAUGUUUACAGUGUUCAUGCGUGUAGAAUGUAGCCCUUCCUGAAAAGAACACAUUUCUAAAUACCUCGGGGCUGCUGGAUCUGCUGUGGGUUAAGAAUGGCCAAGGUGAGCUGAAGCGUGGCCUGGGGCCUGGGUAAAGUGAACGCACCAGGGGCCCAGCUUCAGGCUGCCCUGGAGGUCUCCCAGUAGGACGAGGAAGUCGCAUGUUUACCCAAGCCUGUUUCUCCAAUGCACUACGCACCCACUUGACCAUGGACAAACCCCAGGGCUUGACAGCAACCUCCGCCCAGGUUCCUCCAGGCCGUGCUGUCCGCUCGCCAGCAGCCCAGUGACCAGCCCCCUAGCUACAGCAUGCAGUCGUGGUAUCUUCUGGAUUCCCUUCCCGCCGCCCUCCUGUUCAUUUCACAGAGAACGAUGACAUGCAUGGUGUUUUCGGUGGGGGUAGGAGGGUGAAGGGGUUGAUUCUUGGGACUCUGAGGGACCAUCACUGAAUUCUCCUAUUCAGUGUUGGCCAAGCCCCACCUGGAAAUGGAAUUUGGAACUGGCGUCAGAAGACAUUGUUCCCGGACAUACAGUAGGGUAAAUAGGUGCAUCCUCCCCACCACACACAUGUACAAACACUGCACACCUUUCCCAUGUUGAAUUCGUGGCAACCUUGCCAAAUCCACCUGCACCACUAUGAACUUGGAACCGACUAUGACCCUGACUUCAACCAGGACAGGGCCGAAACCUCACCUGGGCCUCUACAUCCCAGAACAGCAAAUGCUUUGUCAGGGUCCAAAAACAAGGCCAACUUCAAACGACAGCCCUGGGACACCUCCAGGGCUCUGGGCUCUGUGUGGUGCACGGUCUUUCCCUGCGCUAGGAUUUCACUAGCUGUUCCCAGCCUGUAUAUUGUCUGUACAGAAGACAGCAUCCCUGAAAAUACUGUAGGUGAGUCAUCCGGUCAGAUUUUAUGUCCAAAACAUUUUUAGCUUUUUCUACAUGCGAUGA
Balaenoptera ricei (Rice's whale) is the source of this 6521-nucleotide messenger RNA. It is a transcript of the gene GLI2, whose product is annotated as GLI family zinc finger 2. Lineage: Eukaryota; Metazoa; Chordata; Mammalia; Artiodactyla; Balaenopteridae. Gene Ontology annotation, molecular function: RNA polymerase II cis-regulatory region sequence-specific DNA binding; DNA-binding transcription factor activity, RNA polymerase II-specific. Gene Ontology annotation, biological process: regulation of transcription by RNA polymerase II; smoothened signaling pathway. Gene Ontology annotation, cellular component: nucleus. The transcript is spliced from 14 exons. Bases 102 to 4775 code for a protein of 1557 amino acids. The record is from RefSeq and is a predicted model, not a curated record.